Messenger RNA from Acanthoscelides obtectus, 373 nucleotides. The record is from the annotation of a GenBank genome assembly. Lineage: Eukaryota; Metazoa; Arthropoda; Insecta; Coleoptera; Chrysomelidae.
GGGAAACUAAAACAAGUCAAUCAGCGUGUCAGCAGAUAUCAUCGCCUAUGCAAGAAAACAUUCAAGAUGACACGCAAAACAAUGGACAAGAAGUCACGCAAGAUUACAUACAAGAGGACAUACAACAUUCAUUCGACGAUACAUAUAAGAUCAUGCAAGAAAACACACAAAGGCAAAUGCAAAAGAAAGAUAAUGCAGAACAAUAUCGCCCUAAAAAUAUCCAAACACCAGAACCCAAAAAAACUCCAGUGUCAUCCGAUAAUUCGAGUGCUAUGACAGUAUCGACCCAUUAUGUUGCAACGCCGAUGACAUCUGAUGAAUCAACACUGUAUGUGUAUGUGUAUGCCAUCAACUGAUGAUUCGAAUUUUACUU